Messenger RNA from Laetiporus sulphureus 93-53, 1840 nucleotides. RefSeq names its product peroxisomal acyl-CoA-dehydrogenase. The transcript has 18 exons. The coding region runs from base 136 to 1698 and encodes 520 amino acids. Gene Ontology annotation, molecular function: flavin adenine dinucleotide binding; acyl-CoA dehydrogenase activity. NCBI's taxonomy places the organism in Eukaryota, Fungi, Basidiomycota, Agaricomycetes, Polyporales, Laetiporaceae. The record is from RefSeq and is a predicted model, not a curated record.
UUGGGCUUGAAGGCUUGGAGUGUAUCCUCCUCCCCAGUCGCUGUACACGCCUUCCCCUCCCCCUUCAUCUCAUCGCCAAUCGUUCCUCCUGCUGUAUAGGAGCAUUAUUAGUGACCAAGCUAUUUUGUCCGCGAGAUGGCAUCGAAGGAACUCAAGUCGUUCACGCGUGAGGAGGUUGCGAAGCAUAACACGGAGAGUAACCUUUGGAUCAUCAUAGACUCAAAGGUGUACGAUGUCACACGCUUCAGGAAUAUGCACCCAGGAGGUGCAUCGGUGCUCUUGGAGGAGGGUAUCCCCGGUGAGGAUGCUACGGAAGCCUUCUAUAGCCUUCAUCGUCAUGAGGUCCUUGAACGUCCGCAAUACAAACGUCUGCAGAUUGGAUACAUCCAGGGAGAGGAGCCCCAGAUAGUUUCAACUAUCAAUGAUGGUGCUAUUAGCAAAGUUCCGUACGCUGAGCCGACCUGGCUCGUUGACGGCUACCACAGCCCGUAUUACACGGAGAGUCAUAGACGGUUUCACAAGGCAGUACGCAAGUUUAUGGAUGAUGUGGUCUAUCCGGAUGCUCAGGCCCGUGAAGCAGAUGGAAAACGUCCGUCUCAGCUCGUGUUCGACAAGAUGGCCGAGCUCGAGUUACACGCGAUGCGCAUGGGUCCAGGCAAGCAUCUGAAGGGCCGCACGCUCAUGAAUGGUCUUGUCAAGCCCGAAGAGUUCGACUAUUUCCACGAGUUGAUUAUCUCGCAAGAGGUCUGCCGCUGUGGUGCACGUGGGUACGGCGACGGGCUGAAUGCGGGCUGCGUCAUUGGGCUGCCGCCCGUGCUCAACUUCGGGUCGCCGGAGCUGAAGGCACGGGUGGUGCCUGAGGUGCUGAGUGGCAAGAAGUUCAUUUGCUUGGCGAUAUCGGAGGCGCAGGCAGGUAGCGACGUGUUCGGCUUACAGACGACUGCAACUAAGACUGAGGAUGGCAAGCACUGGAUCGUCAACGGAACGAAGAAGUGGAUCACGAAUGGCAUGUGGGCAGAUUACUUUACCGUUGGCUGCAAGACCGAAGACGGGUUUACCGUGAUUCUCGUAGAGCGACAAGAAGGUGUGGAGACGAAGCCCAUCAAGACAGCCUAUUCGCCGACCGCAGGUACUUCCUUUGUUACAUUCGACAACGUAAAGGUACCUGUGGAAAACAUGCUUGGCGAGGAGGGUGGAGGUAUAUUUGUCAUCCUCAGUAACUUCAACCAUGAGCGAUGGGUGAUGUGCUGCACGUCCGCGCGCAGCCAAAGGAGUGUCGUUGAAGAAUGCUUGAAGUGGACAACCCAGCGGAAGGCGUUUGGCAAGCCACUCAACUCGCAGGCUGUCGUACGGGCGAAGCUCGCUGGCAUGAUUGCCCGAGUGGAAAGCAUCCAGAGCUGGCUGGAGAACAUCACACACCAGAUGAACAACAUGUCCUACAAGGAGCAGGCGAACAAGCUUGCAGGACCGAUUGCACUUCUGAAGAUGUACAGCACGCGUAGCGCACAGGAGACCGCCACGGAUGCAGUGCAAAUAUUCGGAGGACGAGGAGUUACACAGACCGGCAUGGGGCGGUUCAUCGAACACUAUCACCGUACAAUAGCGUUCGACGCGCUGCUCGGUGGAGCCGAGGAUGUCCUUGCUGAUUUGGGAGUUCGGCAGGCGAUGAGGAGCAUGCCGAAGAACGCGAGGCUGUAGAGUUGCACUCCUUACGUAUAGCUCGUCGGGACUACAUAUAUAGGCUAGUGUGGUCGGAACAUUUGACUGGAAUGAUAUACUGAGUGACGAUACAUGAUGACGCUUGCUCUAGCCAGGUUUGCUGACCGCUGGCAGUAUAUAU